Molecule: messenger RNA, 1832 nt
Organism: Brassica rapa (field mustard)
Lineage: Eukaryota; Viridiplantae; Streptophyta; Magnoliopsida; Brassicales; Brassicaceae
Product: flavin-containing monooxygenase FMO GS-OX5
Molecular function (GO): NADP binding; N,N-dimethylaniline monooxygenase activity; flavin adenine dinucleotide binding
Source: RefSeq, a predicted model, not a curated record
UUGAUAAUUUAGCAAUUUUAUAACUUACAUAAUCGAUUAGAACCUAACAAAAUUUUGAACAACUGCGUGUUUAGGAUUUUUUUUUAAACUUUCUGCUGGACUUUAAUUUCAUUAAUUUGAGUCAAGGCAGAUAAUUUAAUUUUGUAAACGUUUCUACAAUUCGGUUUAGAGUUAGACCGAAUCGGUUCAAUCCAAAUUGAAGACGGUCGUAUAUAAACCCAAUUCGAGUCAUCACUCCACAAACUUCUUCUUCUUCAGCAACAAAAAUGGCACCCGCAUGCAGUCGAACCAACUCACUCCACGUGGCAGUGAUCGGAGCAGGAGCCGCCGGACUCGCAGCCGCACGUGAGCUACGCCGCGAAUCACACUCCGUCAUCAUCUUCGAGCGCGGCACACAAGUCGGAGGUCUCUGGGUGUACACACCACAAACCGAACCAGACCCGCUCAGCCUCGACCCGAACCGAACCGUAGUACACUCAAGCGUCUACGACUCUCUCCGCACCAACCUCCCGAGAGAGUGCAUGGGCUACAGAGACUUCCCUUUCGUGCCCCGAAACGACGACGCAUCGAGAGACCCGAGAAGGUAUCCUAGUCACAGGGAAGUCCUCGCUUACCUUCAAGACUUCGCUAGAGAGUUCAAUCUCGAGGAGAUGGUUCGGUUCGAGACUGAAGUGGUUUGUGUUGAGCCUGAAGGGCAAAAAUGGAAGAUCCGGUCCAAAAGUUCAGAUGGGAUCUUUAAAGAUGAGAUCUUUGAUUCUGUCGUCGUGUGUAAUGGUCACUAUACAGAGCCUAGAGUUGCUCAUGUUCCUGGCAUAGAUUCAUGGCCAGGCAAGCAGAUUCAUAGUCAUAACUACAGAGUUCCUUAUCCUUUCAAAGACCAGGUGGUGGUAGUGAUAGGAAACUUUGCGAGUGGAUCAGAUAUCAGCAGGGACAUAACAGGAGUGGCGAAAGAAGUCCAUAUCGCAUCUAGAUCAAACCCAUCUGAGACAUACCAAAAGCUUCCCGGGUCCAACAAUCUAUGGCUUCACUCUAUGAUAGAAAGUGCACGCAAAGAUGGGUCGAUUAUUUUCAAGAAUGGUAAGGUUGUACAAGCUAAUACUAUUGUGCAUUGCACCGGUUACAAAUAUCACUUUCCGUUUCUCAAUACCAAUGGCUAUAUCACCGUCGAUGAUAACUGUGUUGGACCGCUUUACAAACAUGUGUUUCCUCCUGCUCUUGCUCCAACGCUUUCCUUCAUCGGUUUACCAUGGAUGGUUAAGUAUCUCUCAUUCAUUCUACCUUCUUUUGGGAUUUCAUCAUCUCCUAAUCAUAUUCUUCUUCUUUUUUUGAAUCAGACAUUGCAGUUCUUUAUGUUUGAGCUACAAAGCAAAUGGGUGGCUGCAGUUUUAUCUGGUCGUGUCACGCUUCCUUCAUCAGACAGAAUGAUGGAAGAUGUCACCGCCUUCUAUGCAAAGCGUGAUGCUAACAAGCUUCCCAAGAGAUACACGCAUAAGCUUGGUGAGUGUCAGGUUGAUUACCUCGACUGGAUAGCUGAGCAAGUUGGUGCACCACCAGUUGAACACUGGAGAGCUGAGGAAGUACACGGCGGAUAUCGAAGACUCGCCACGCAAUCAGACACUUUCCGUGAUAAAUGGGACGAUGAUCAUCUCAUUCUUGAGGCUUAUGAAGAUUUCUUGAGACAGAAGCUGAUUUAGUGUUGGAAUAGUUUAUUAUUGUCUUUAAUAUUUUUAAUUUGGAACAAAACAAUGUUUUUAUACAGAUUGAAGAAUCUAAGACCUAAUCAUGUUGUACAUUUUCUUGUUGACGCCAUCUGUUUAGUUCACUUUCCACCA